GCAACUCCUCGUCCUCUUCGUUCGUCCUCAGUGUAGGAUAACGAAACUGUACUUUGUCGUGGUAUCGACGUAAAACAGGGCGUUUGAAUCAUCGUUAUCUAUUAUCAGAUUCGCUUCUGUCACACUACCAACGUUAGUACCAACAAAGAGGACUUCGCCCUAAGCUGACUUUUUUUUUUUAAAGAGGUCACUGGACAAUCAUCACCAAAACUGCCAUGGACGUACUCUUGCGUAGGUGUCCAUUUCUGGCCCGUGUGCCUCAGGCCUUCUUACAACAAUCCAAACCAUCUCUGGUGGUCUACGCCCAGAAAUGCCCUGUCAUGAUGGAGCUGGCCUCGAAACCCAUGGCCCCACCAAUGGCACGAGCUCUGUGCUCAUCCUCCUCUAACAAGCAGACUGAGGACACCACGUCUUCAAUUGAUGGUGAUGGUCCCAAAGUGAUGCCGGCUGGUCACCAGGUGUCUCCGUCAGGCCAGACGGGUGCUUCAAAAUGCCCAUUCCUUGCUGCCGAGAUGGCUCAGAAGAACAGUAGUGUAGUCCGUCAGGUUGGACUGGAGUUCCAAGAGGAUGUCCAGGAAGUCCGCACAGUGCAGAAAGAGGUUUCCCCAGAACAACUGCAGAAGCCAUCCAUUAACACCACCCCCAAGCAAACUGGGGUGGAGCCCAAUGAUCUGAUCAAGAGCCUUCUGAAACAGCGGCCUAAAAGAGUGUCUCAUAUGCUGCGGGACAAUUUAAUUGGCAAAGUGUCACCCUUCCAAUACGACGACUUCUUCGAGAAGAAGAUAGAGGAGAAAAAAAGCGACCACACGUACCGCGUGUUUAAGACGGUGAACCGCUUGGCCCAGGUGUUCCCCAUGGCCGACGACUUCACCGCGUCUUUGGCUGACAAGAGAGAGGUGUCUGUGUGGUGCAGCAAUGACUACCUGGGCAUGAGUCGACACCCCCUGGUCGCUCAGAGCAUUAUGGAAACGUUACAGAAGCACGGGUCGGGAGCAGGUGGGACCAGGAACAUUUCUGGAACCAGUAAAUUCCACGUGGAAUUGGAACAAGAGCUGGCCGAUCUCCACAACAAGGACGCCGCUCUUCUCUUCACCUCCUGCUUCGUGGCGAACGACUCCACUCUCUUCACCCUGGCCAAGAUGUUACCUGGUUGUGAGAUCUACUCGGAUGCAGGAAACCAUGCUUCCAUGAUCCAGGGCAUCAGAAACAGCGGCGCCAAGAAAUUUAUUUUCCGCCACAAUGAUGUGGCCCAUCUCCGAGAGCUCCUCCAGAAAGGAGACCCCACCAAACCAAAGAUCGUGGCCUUCGAGACCGUCCAUUCCAUGGAUGGUGCCGUGUGCCCCUUAGAAGAGAUGUGUGAUUUAGCCCAUGAGUUUGGCGCCAUCACCUUUGUGGAUGAGGUGCACGCUGUGGGCCUGUACGGUGCCAGAGGAGGGGGUAUUGGAGACCGGGAUGGUGUCAUGCACAAGAUGGACAUUAUCUCGGGCACACUGGGCAAGGCCUUCGGCUGCGUGGGCGGAUACAUCGCGAGUACAGCCGCCCUGGUGGACACAGUACGUUCCUACGCGGCCGGCUUCAUCUUCACCACGUCUCUGCCGCCCAUGCUGUUAGCCGGAGCCAGGCAGUCUGUGCAGGUCCUCAAAGGGGAAGAGGGCCGCGCGCUUCGACGUAAGCACCAGCGCAACGUUAAGCUGCUCAGGCAGAUGCUGAUGGAUUCAGGGCUGCCCGUGGUGCACUGUCCAAGCCACAUCAUCCCAAUCAGGGUUUCAAACGCGGAGCUGAACACUCAGGUGUGUGACAUCAUGAUGAGCCGCCACAACAUCUACGUGCAGGCAAUCAACUACCCCACGGUCGCCAGGGGAGAUGAGCUGCUGCGUAUUGCGCCGACACCUCACCACACUCCGGAGAUGAUGAAAUACUUCGUGGAGCGACUGGUGCAUACCUGGAAGGAGGUCGGUCUGGAGCUGAGGCCCCACACCUCGGCUGAGUGCACCUUCUGUCAGCAGCCGUUGCAUUUUGAGCUGAUGAGCGAGCGGGAAAAGUCUUACUUCAGCGGGCUCAGCAACCCCAUAUCGGCCUGCGCUUAACGCCCGCGUGGGCUGCUGGCACCAGACGGCACAUAUAUCUAUACACACAGUAGCCAUUCCUCUGUCGCUGUCAUAGAAUGUAACCAUUCACUUUAUAUUAAGUCCCGACACAUUAUUUUACAUAUUCUAUGUCUAGAUGUUUUAUAUACUCAGAGUAAAACUGUGAGGGAAAAAAAAAAAGAAAAAA
Cynoglossus semilaevis (tongue sole) is the source of this 2274-nucleotide messenger RNA. It is a transcript of the gene alas1, whose product is annotated as aminolevulinate, delta-, synthase 1. The transcript is spliced from 11 exons. Gene Ontology annotation, biological process: erythrocyte development; heme biosynthetic process; hemoglobin biosynthetic process. Gene Ontology annotation, molecular function: pyridoxal phosphate binding; 5-aminolevulinate synthase activity. Lineage: Eukaryota; Metazoa; Chordata; Actinopteri; Pleuronectiformes; Cynoglossidae. Gene Ontology annotation, cellular component: mitochondrion; mitochondrial matrix. The coding region runs from base 216 to 2087 and encodes 623 amino acids. The record is from RefSeq and is a predicted model, not a curated record.